Messenger RNA from Impatiens glandulifera, 1382 nucleotides. Its product is annotated as F-box protein PP2-A15. Bases 155 to 1060 code for a protein of 301 amino acids. Lineage: Eukaryota; Viridiplantae; Streptophyta; Magnoliopsida; Ericales; Balsaminaceae. The transcript is spliced from 3 exons. Gene Ontology annotation, molecular function: protein binding. The record is from RefSeq and is a predicted model, not a curated record.
AGGACAGGCAACGGCUGUCUUUCUCCAUCGUGUUUACCAAUUUCUCAGUCGCCUCCGUAAAUCACCGGCCAUUUCCUUUCUCUCUCUAAAUCUCUCUCUCUCUCUCUCCGGCGUCAAUGAUUUGAACGGUUAACGAGCAAUUCGCUUCGUAUAGAUGGGAGCAUCGUUUUCAAUUUUGGCGGAAGGUUCGAAUGGAUCGAUCAACGGCGGAAGCGCUGGUCUCGGCGAUAUACCGGAAAGCUGUGUUGCGUGUGUUUUUCUCUAUUUAACACCACCGGAGAUUUGCAAACUCGCCAGGCUCAACCACGCCUUUCGAGGCGCUGCUUCGGCCGAUUCUCUUUGGGAAUCGAAGCUCCCUACGAAUUACCAAGAUCUACUUGACCUAAUGCCGCCUGAGAGGUAUCGGAAUCUGUCUAAGAAGGAUAUAUUCGCCCUACUUUCUCGUCCUGUACCGUUUGACGAUGGAAAAAAGGAAGUAUGGUUGGAUAAGCUUACGGGAAGAGUUUGUAUGUCAAUCUCAGCUAAAUCGAUGUCAAUAACUGGAAUUGAGGAUCGGAGAUACUGGAACUGGAUUGCUACUGAAGAAUCUAGAUUCCAAGCCGUCGCAUAUCUACAACAAAUAUGGUGGUUUGAAGUAGACGGUUUAGUGAAAUUCCAUUUUCCAGCCGAUAUCUACACCCUAUCAUUCAGGAUUCACCUGGGAAGAUACAAUAAAAGGUUGGGACGACGCGUUUGCAGUUAUGAGCACAAUCACGGUUGGGACAUUAAGCCAGUAAAGUUCGAGAUCCGGCUAUCAGAUGGUCAGCAUUUCUUUAUAGAACGUUAUCUGGACGACACCUUACACGAAGUGGACACAUAUGGAAACCAAAAACGCGGGUGCUGGAUAGAAUACAAAGUAGGCGAUUUUGUGGUGGAAGAUUCUAAUCGUGCAACCGAAGUACGGUUCUCCAUGAAACAGAUUGACUGUACACAUUCGAAAGGAGGGCUUUGUGUAGACUCGGUUUCUAUUGUUCCUCGGGAUUUGAAGGUGCUAAGACGGAGAUCAAACAAGGUGAUAUAAUAUAUACUCUACUUAUAUUUUGUAGUUGUUUGAUCCACAAGGAUUUGGUGAGAUUGUAAUUUGUUGUUUGGUUUUUGUAGAAGAAGAAGAGCAUGUGUUCUUUCUUUGUUCUUCUUCUUCAUGAGGUGAAAUUAAGUGGGUCUGUGCCUUAUUUAAUUUCAUUUUCUUUAUUUCCACUAGUUUUUUUUUUUUUUUUUUGCAUGUAUUAUAGUGAAUAGGGAUAUACCAUAUUUUAGAACAUUAGAGAUGAUUGAUUGAUUUACUCAGGUGUAUACUAUUUAUUCCCCUUUUAAUCAAAUCUUGGUAACCAUUUCUUGAACUA